Molecule: messenger RNA, 2059 nt
Organism: Benincasa hispida (wax gourd)
Lineage: Eukaryota; Viridiplantae; Streptophyta; Magnoliopsida; Cucurbitales; Cucurbitaceae
Product: protein neprosin-like
Source: RefSeq, a predicted model, not a curated record
AUCACUCCCCCAUUUUGCCCCCUUUAAUCUUACUCUCUUACUUACACAAAAAGCUAAAGUUUGCAGUCCUUGUAUUGGAGACUGGGAACACUCUCACUCUCUCUUUCUCUUUAAAGGGAAAAAGGAGAAUCCAGCAUGAUUUCCAUCACUACCCAACUACUUAUAACACCCAGCCCCACAUACACAUUUACACAUUACCUAUAAGAAAUUUUAACCCUUUUUUUUUUUUUUCCUUUAAUUCUUCUUUCUAAUUAACUUCAUGCCUCCAACCUCCCCUCCUCAGCAUUCAUCAUCUUUCUAAAAUAUGGUAAAAGGAUGAUCCUUUUGGUUUCUCACAACAACAAUGCUCCAAGUUUCCUUGCUUUCAUAUGGUGGCCGCUUCAUUUCUAUGGACGACUAACACUCCCCACAGAUCCCACCAGUGUCAUCAAAUCAAAUUUCCUUGCUUUGGACACCGCCUGAGCAUGGCCUCUGCUUUAUGUUUCAUCAACAUCUCCCAAACCAUUCUCAUUUUUGUCCUGCUUUUUUCACUCCUUUUUGUCUCCACAAUAACACCAGUGCACUCGACGCCAAACCACGCCACAAAUCAGACUGAUUUCCAUCCCCAAGAGGAAUUAAACAAGUUGAACAUGAUAAGGGCUCAUUUGGACAAGAUCAACAAGCCUGCUAUCCACACAAUUCAGAGUCCUGACGGAGACCUCAUAGAUUGUGUUUUAUCUCACCAGCAACCAGCAUUUGACCAUCCAAAGUUGCAGGGGCAAAUACCUUUGGAUCCGCCAGAGAGACCUCAAGGACAUAAGCCACCUAGGACGGUGACAGAGAGCUUCCAAUUAUGGAGCAUGAACGGGGAAAAUUGCCCAGAAGGAACAGUGCCCAUAAGAAGAACAACUGAGGAAGACAUGCUAAGAGCUACCUCUUUUCAGAUGUUUGGGAAAAAAGUAAGCAGAUGGGUUAGGAGAGAAACAAGCAGCGACGGGCAUGAGCACGCUGUGGGGUAUGUGACCGGCGAUCACUACUUCGGGGCAAAAGCAAGCAUCAAUGUGUGGGCACCUCGAGUUGCCGAUCAGUAUGAAUUCAGCUUAUCGCAAAUGUGGGUCAUCUCCGGCUCCUUCGGCGAUGACCUCAACACCAUUGAAGCUGGUUGGCAGGUUAGUCCAGAACUGUACGGAGACAAUUACCCAAGAUUCUUUACUUACUGGACCUCGGAUGCAUACCAAGCAACCGGGUGUUACAAUUUGCUAUGCUCUGGGUUUGUUCAGACAAAUAACAAGAUUGCAAUUGGGGCUGCAAUUUCUCCAACAUCUUCGUUUGAGGGUGGUCAAUUCGACAUCAGCUUGUUGGUUUGGAAGGAUCCGAAGCAUGGAAAUUGGUGGCUGGAAUUCGGGUCGGGAGUUUUGGUGGGAUACUGGCCGUCGUUCUUGUUCACCCAUUUACGUGACCAUGCAACAAUGGUGCAAUUCGGGGGAGAGGUGGUGAACUCAAGUCCGUCGGGAUUCCACACCACCACAGAGAUGGGGAGUGGGCAUUUCGCCGGCGAAGGAUUCGGAAAAGCUUCAUACUUUCGGAAUCUGCAAGUGGUGGAUUGGGACAACAGCUUAGUUCCAUUAUCAAACCUCGUGGUUUUGGCUGAUCAUCCCAACUGCUAUGACAUUCAAGGUGGGAUCAACACCGUUUGGGGAAACUACUUUUACUACGGUGGACCUGGUCGAAACGACAGAUGUCCUUGACUUCAUAUGAGCCUAUAAUGGUAAAUACACUUUUUGUUUUUAUUUUUAUUUAUCUUUUUUACUUUUUCAUUUUUCUCUCUUUAAAUUAUUCAAAUUUAUUUGUGGGGGUCAUAGCUAUACCGAUAAAAGGAAAGGGGCGUUGGAUGUUUUUGGAAAAUUUUCCUCUAAUUUGGCGCCAUUCUUGUAUUCCCAUUUCAAUUUUUUGGGUAUUAAGACAAAAUUCAGUAAUAGGUGAUGAAUAUUAUAUCACCUUAUUUAGGACUUUAUAUUUGUAAAUUCCGGCCAAACAAAUAGCGAUAUUAAUUUAAUUCUCUAUUUACUUCCUGCUUUCC